Molecule: messenger RNA, 2108 nt
Organism: Hibiscus syriacus
Lineage: Eukaryota; Viridiplantae; Streptophyta; Magnoliopsida; Malvales; Malvaceae
Product: glycosyltransferase BC10-like
Exons: 2
Coding region: 284-1468 (394 amino acids)
Cellular component (GO): membrane
Molecular function (GO): glycosyltransferase activity
Source: RefSeq, a predicted model, not a curated record
AACAUCCGUAGUCUCCUCCCCCUGGGUCGUACCAAAGAAUCAUGGAACUUUGAAAACAAUAUUCAGGGUAUUGAAAAUUAGUGGAUCUUUGGACCUGCUAAUUCAAAGCGAGUCGAUUCGUUCAUUUAUUGCUUGUGAAAUAUUUUGGUAUUUGGAUUGAUCGCGAUCUUGAUCGUGAUCUCCUUUGUUUUGAAUUGGUUUGCGUUGUUGAAGGAAGAAGAAGAAAAGGGUCAAAUCUGUUUGUGGAAUUGCCUGUUUGGGAAAGGGAAAAUCAGAAGAAAGCAUGGUGAGAAGCAGAGGAGAUAAAGAAGAUGCCGAGAAGUACAGUGGCUUGCUGAAAUUGGUUCAGAUUCUCUCGUUUCUGGUGGUUUUCGUCGCCGGGAUUAUCAUCGGAUUAGCCACCAGCGCUCACAUAAACACCUAUUUCUCUCCCCAAGCGCAGCUGUUCUCGACUUCGACGGUCACUUCUUUUCAAGUCUCCAGCAGCAAAGCCAAUUGCAGUCAAUCUCGAGCUCCAUGUCCAGAACCGAACUGUCUUUCCAUGGAUGCCUUCCUUCAUCCAACGAAUUUGACUCAUAAACUAUCUGAUGAUGAGUUGUUCUGGAGAGCUUCAUUGACGCCUUACAAAAAAGUGUACCCGUUUCCCAGACUGCCAAAGGUGGCCUUCAUGUUUAUCACUAGAGGGCCUUUGCCUUUCAUGCCUUUGUGGGAGAGGUUCUUUAAGGACCAUGAUAAGUAUUUCUCCAUUUAUCUCCAUACUCCUCCCGAUUAUUACCUCAAUGCCUCCAUAGACUCUCCUUUCCAUGGGAGACAGAUCCCUAGUCAGCGUGUGGAAUGGGGGACUGUUUCACUGGCUGAUGCAGAGAGGCGGCUACUAGCCAAUGCACUGCUUGACUUCUCAAACGAGCGAUUUGUUCUUCUUUCUGAGAGCUGCAUCCCACUCUAUAACUUCCCAACUGUCUACAAGUAUUUCAUCGGUUCUAGCUACAGUUUUGUUGAGUCAUACGAUGAUCCCACCCGCUACGGUCGCGGUCGCUACAACCGCAAGAUGCUUCCCCACAUUAAGCUCUAUCAAUGGCGAAAAGGAUCACAAUGGUUUGAGAUGCAACGUUCAGUUGCCUCGUACAUUGUCUCAGACACCAAGUACUACAACCUUUUCAAGAAGUAUUGUAAGCCUGCUUGCUAUCCAGAUGAGCAUUACAUUCCAACUUUCUUGAAUAUGUUCCAUGGAUCAAUGAAUGCAAACCGGACUGUGACUUGGGUCGACUGGUCAAUGGGAGGCCCUCAUCCAGCAAUGCACGAGGGAGUUAGUGUCACAGAGGGUUUUAUACAAGCUAUAAGGAAUAACGGGACACUUUGUGCAUAUAACGACGAGCAAACAUCCAUGUGUUAUCUCUUUGCGCGAAAGUUUGCUCCUAGUGCAUUGGAGCCUUUGCUCAACCUCAGCUCGUCUGUGAUGAACUUUUGACAGAUUAAUCAGGCAAUGGUUGAGAUUCUCCUUACCCCUUUCAUUUUUACAGGUUUCUAUCAUUGUCAUCCAAUUUUGAUCACUAACUUUGGUUCAUAUGUACAGAUAGGUUCAACCACAAUUGUUCUCUUGCAAAAAUUUUGGAAGAAAAUAGAUCAGCUUUAAUUUUUGUUUUUGCAGAAAGGAUUAUUGUCCCCAUUGAUUUUAAAAAUGAUUCUGCAUUGUUGUUAAUUGCAAACAAAAAUUACAAAAUCCCAAUGUUUUUCUCUUGAAUAAUAUACCUUGCUUUCCUGUAGGCCUGGUUUGAGUGCCUCCAUUGACAAUGUUCUGAGAUUGAAGCAUAAUCAUAAAGAGCAGUAAUGUUAACAAAUGUUUCUAUCCAUCAACCGUAAAUCUUAAAAAUUAUCUUACAAGCAGCAGUACAAUAUCCAACAGAAAUUACAUAAUCUUAUGGAAAUUUUAAGUUUUCAAGCUUUUUCAGAGAUGAAUCGUUUGAAUCAUUUGAGAAGAGACCACUUGAACCAUGCAAUAAUCUAGUUUGCAAAAUCUCAAAACUUCAAGGUUCCAGCGUACAAGCAUCUCGUCCGGGAGGUUUCUUGGAUCUCUGUUGUCCUUUCACACUAAUCUUGAUGAUUUGAGG